Molecule: messenger RNA, 1830 nt
Organism: Daldinia caldariorum
Lineage: Eukaryota; Fungi; Ascomycota; Sordariomycetes; Xylariales; Hypoxylaceae
Product: MFS general substrate transporter
Exons: 5
Coding region: 1-1830 (609 amino acids)
Biological process (GO): transmembrane transport
Molecular function (GO): transmembrane transporter activity
Source: RefSeq, a predicted model, not a curated record
AUGCCGCGCCAGGAUUUAGGCACGCGGAAUUUUGCGGAAGGAAAUUCAAUAUAUCCACACGGAAACGCCAACGAGCAGCAAGAUGAUGGCAUGCAACUACCUCCUUCCAUGCCCGCUUCACAUCCUAGAGACAGUCUACCAGUCUGGAAAUGGAGAGCAUUACUUGUGGCUAACUGUUUCUUAACCAUAAUGCAUGGAUACGAUGUGAGCAAUGUCGCCAAUAUUCAGGCAUCCAUCUACAAGGCCUUUGGGCAUAUCGAGCUACUCUCCUGGGUCGCGCUCGGCUAUUCGGUUUGCAAUGUCGCCUUGAUUCCCCUGGGUCGUAAGCUUUUCAAGUUCGGAGACUUCAAGGCGCUGUGUCUACUGUCGAUGAUAUUUAUCAUUGGAGGUUCCGCUCUCUCUGGUGCUGCUCCCAAUAUUCAGUGCAUCAUUGCUGGGCGUGCAGUAAUGGCCCUGGGAUCAAGCAUCAUAUACCAAGGAAUUUUGAGUUUCAAUAUUAUCUUUACCUAUCCCCACGAACUUGGGCUUGUACAAGGCUCUAUUGGUGCUUGCUUUGCUAUAGGUCUAGUGCUCGGUCCACUUAUAGGAGGCGCCUUUGCCAAUAAUAAUCAUGCUACAUGGCGAUGGGCAUUUUACUUAGUGAUACCACUCUGUGUCAUUAGCUUGGUCCUUCAAGCUCUUUUCUACCCCCGUUACAGCAUGCCAACUAAUAAGACAACAUGGGCACACAUCAAGGAGGUCGAUUGGAUAGGAAAUUUACUACAUAUGGGAGUUUGCCUACUCUUCGCAAUUGGCUGUACGUUUAUCGGAUCCACGGGUACCUGGGGCAUCAACUCGAGUAUAGCUACCUGGAUUAUUUUCACGUUCUGUGUAAUCACAUAUGUUCUACAGCAGGCAUAUAAUCUCGGUACGACAUCCGAGAACCGUUUGCUGUCUUCUGGCUCACUUCUCCACAACCGAACUGUCCUGCUUACUUGGAUCUGCACGUUUUGCGCCGCGGCAUCGUAUGGUGCUACAUUAUACUACGUACCCAUAUACUUCGCCUUUGGACACGGCCUAGAUCCAUUCGCGGCGGCAACCCGACUACUACCCUUCAUUUGUGUUUUCAUAGUUACUAUCAUUCUAUGCGGCAGCCUACUACCGGCCCUUAGAUUCUACAAGGCCUUCUUCGUCCUCGGCUCUAUCCUCAUUCUAGUCGGCGGGGGUUUAUUCCAGAUGUUAAGCACUGAUUUGUCUGAGUCAGCAGUCAUGGGCUUCGAGAGUAUCGUCGCCGCUGGACUUGGUAUCCUGUGGCAGCUAGGAGUGCCGGUGUGCACAACCUUCCUACCUGACACCGACGACCGUUUAGACCUUGCUUUACUUAGCAACAUGGCACAAUUGAGUGGUAUCGCAGCCUCGCUUUCCAUCGCUGGGAUGAUCUACCAGAGCACGGGCUUCCAGUCGCUGAAGGAUUCCGUUGGAGGUAUGGGUUUCUCGGACGAAAGUAUUCGCGAGUUACUCUCGGGCGUUGAUUCGCCAAUCCUGAAACAUGUUGACCCCAAAGUGCUACGAUUGGCCGUGAAAUCCAUUACCAACUCCAUCAAGACAUGUUUCGUUGUUCUUCUUGCUGCGGGUGCUUUAUCAGUUCUCGCCGCCUGCAGCAUGAAGUGGGAAUCGCUCGGAUUCGUCCAACAUAUGAGGAGACAACGUAUGGGACAAACAGGAAGUACCCAACUUCGUCAUCAAGUAUCUGACGGAGAAUUUUUACUAGAUGACCUGAACGUUCGAGGCGAGGCUGUAGGCAGCACGUUAAAUCCGCCAGUCCCACUACAUAUUCGCGAUAAGAGAUAA